AUGUUAUCAAUUUAGAAAGUAAAUAUUGCCACUCUCUAUAACAGAAAUGAAGAAUACAAAUCAUGCAAUCGUGAGACUGAUCGAGAAGAUCGUUCAAAAAUUUGUAUAUCUAUAUGUAAAGGUUAGAAAAGUUUAAAGAAAUACUACAUUAAAAUAUUAUUCCUAUCAAUGAACUGCUUCAUCUGGCUUGGUCAGGAGUGCCUAGUGAACUCAGAAGCACGGUGUGGAGACUAUUACUCAAAUAUUAAUCCCCUAAUAGGGAUGCCAAUGUAAUUUGGAAAAUAGACUUAGUUAGUUUGCAAUCAUAGAGCGAAAAAGAAACAUGUACUUUGAAAUGUGUGAUAUAUAUUUUGCCAAAAAUCAGCAAUAUGAUGAAAGAGAGAAGAAGAUUUUAAAAUAAAUUUCAGAAGAUGUUAAGCGAACAAUACCAGACUCUUCAGUGUUUAGGAAUCCUUAAAUUUAAACUUUGUUGGAGAGGAUCCUUUUUAUUUGGAACAUACGAAAUCCUGCUUGUGGGUAUGUGUAAGGAAUGAAUGAUAUUGUCACUCCUUUUUUAAUUGUAUUCUUGUCUGACUAUGUUGAUAUUGACACUACUAAAUUGCAAUUCACUAAUGAGAAACAAUUAGAUCAUCUAGAUUAAAGGUUGAUCAGACAAGUUGAGGCUGACUCUUAUUGGUGUCUUUGUAAAUUAUUAGAAAGCGUACUUGAUAACUAUACUAAUUCACAACCAGGGUUGGUUCGUUUCUAUAAUAAAUUUAAGGAGAUUUUAUCAGCCUUGGAUAAAAAACUUUAUGAACAUCUUACGACCUCCCUAUGUAAUAAUAUAUUUUGAUAAUAGCAAUGGAGUUAUACGCAUUCAUCUUUAAAUGGAGUACAUGUAUGCUAUUAAGGAUGUUUUAAUUUGAAGUUGGGUUGAGAUUAUUUGAUACUUUAUUAGCAGAGGAACAAAGUAACUGUUUAUCUUAAUUAUAGACUAUUUUGAAUUGUGCCUCUUCAUUAUUAUUUCUAUUUUGAUGAAAUUUUCUCUCAAAAUUUAGAAAUUAUAAUAUGAUGAAAUUAUGAUCCUUCUUGAAAAGUUACCUACAAGAGAAUGGUCAGAAUCUGAUUUGAGUCUUUGUUUAUCAGAGGCUUAUGCUUACUAAAGGAUUUUUUCUAAAAAAUGA
This is a messenger RNA of Paramecium octaurelia, 1163 nucleotides long. NCBI's taxonomy places the organism in Eukaryota, Ciliophora, Oligohymenophorea, Peniculida, Parameciidae. The record is from the annotation of a GenBank genome assembly.